GCUGCGGCUGUCGUCAGGGAGCGAGGAGCGAGCGAUGUUGUCCGUCCCGGGCGUCGGGGGCGGCCCGUCCGCGGCCUUCGACGGCGGGUCGGGGAGCGACUUCCUCACCCGCUACCGGCUGGUGUCGGCCAAGCUCCGCCGGCGCUUCCUGCGCAAACCCAACGUGUCUGAGGCGGCCGAGCAGUUCGGGGCGCUGGCCCGGGAGCUGCGCGCGCAGGAGAGCCUGCCGUACGCGGCCUGGUGCCAGCUGGCGGUGGCGCGCUGCUCCCAGAGCCUGGGCCACCCGGCCGGCGAGGCGGCGGCGCUGGGCGAGGCGGCGCGCCUGUGGCUGCAGCAGGAGCGGGAGGUCCGCCAGCGCCAAGGCCCCGGGCUGGGCCUGUCCGAGCACCUGCCCGCCGCCCAGAGCUGCGUGGCCUUCGCCGCCCGCCUGCACUUCGAGCUGGGCCAGCCGGCGUUGGCGGCCGGGCUGUGGCUGGAGCUGGCCCACGAGCUGCGCUCCGCCGGCGACCCGGCCCAAGCCGUGCCGGCCUUCCUGCGCGCCGCCGACCUCCUGGCCGUGGGCCACCUGCCCCUGGAAGCGCUGCGCUGCCUGCGCGACGUGGCCUCCUGCCUGCUGCUCGGCCGCGACCACGACGGCGCCCUGACCGUGCUCACGCAAGCCCAGCUCCUGGCCCAGGCCCACACCGGCACCGGCAGCGGCUCCGCAGCCUCCGCUGGGGCCGCCGCCGCUGCCGCCUCCUCCAGUGCUAUCAGCCCGCCGCCAGCCGCCUUCCUCGACGAACUGCUCCAGUGCGAGGUGACCCGCGUCCUCCUCUUACUCCUGCUCCAGCCGCCGCCCUCAAAACUGCUGCCCGAACAUGCCCAGACCCUCGAGAAGUACUCCUGGGAGGCCCUGGAUGCCUCACCGGGCUACGUGCCCUCCGAGCUGUUCCUGCUCCUGCAGUCCACCGUCAUGGCUUGCCAAGAGAAAGACCCCGAGUCGCUCAAAGUGCUGCAGAAGGAGCUCUGGCCGCUUCUCACUCCUGAGCAGAACCACCUGCUCCAUUUAGUCCUGCAAGAGAUGAUCAGUCCCUCUGGCCAGGGUGUCUGAGCAGCUUGAGCAGCGACUUCUUCCUAGGCCGGAUUUGCUCUGGUCGGAGUUGAUGGAGAGAGGUGGCAUGCAUCUCUCCUAACUUCUCCUAGUCCCCAGCUUGCUCUUUCCUUUAAGAUUCAUCCCUACACCUUUCCUCUGUAAAUACUCAAAAGUGCUGCAAAGCAAUUUCCUUUUCCAUACCCUGGGGACUUAUUUCCUGCCAUUCCAGGUCUAGUGUAUCCUGUCAACCCUUGGACUUGAGAGAACUGUGUGUGGCUUUCAAAGAUGUUUUACUGUUGGCCUAGUUUUCUCUUUUUGGGUCUUGCAGGACUCUUCCUUCAUCCCUCAGCACGGGAAGGAUGGUUGUAUCCAGUUGCAGGGUUGGCCCUACGUUGUUGUUUGUGGCAAAAUGUUUCUCUUUUUUUUGACUGAGAAUAUUGUAUGGAAAGCUUUGGGCAACUUUUCUCCAAAUGUUACAUUCCAAAUAUGUAGAGUAUUCUUCGUUGCACUUCAUUUGUUGCAGAAACUGUUUUGUUUUAAUGUCAGUAUUUAUGGGAUAAUGUGGACAAAGAACUUGGAAAUUUCAAAACACUUGUUUCCUUUUGUUUUCUGUGAAAAUAAACUUGAGCAUGUUAUAGCUGAGCAAA
This is a messenger RNA of Elgaria multicarinata webbii, 1719 nucleotides long. Its product is annotated as 40-kDa huntingtin-associated protein-like. Gene Ontology annotation, biological process: vesicle cytoskeletal trafficking. The transcript has a single exon. The record is from RefSeq and is a predicted model, not a curated record. Gene Ontology annotation, cellular component: early endosome. Gene Ontology annotation, molecular function: protein binding. The coding region runs from base 35 to 1090 and encodes 351 amino acids. Lineage: Eukaryota; Metazoa; Chordata; Lepidosauria; Squamata; Anguidae.